AUGUUGAAGAGACCUGUUCAAAAAACAACAUCUAGAGAGAUGAAGAGCGACGAAGACGACGACGAUACCUUUUACUAUCGAUACGCCUCCGCUCCACCAUCACAACCACCACCCUCCUCCUCCGCCGUCACCAAAACCGGCGGAAGCGGAGGGCUAGCCCCAUCUAAAUCCACCGUCUACGUCUCAAACGUCGAUUACUCCCUCACAAACUCAGACCUCCACACAAUCUUCUCCACCUUCGGAAAAGUGGCCAAGGUCACCGUCCUCAAAGACCGCCAGAUCCGCCAAAGCCGUGGUGUCGCUUUCGUUCUGUUUGUUUCUCGGGAAGAUGCUAUUAAAGCUGCCAAAGGGAUAAAUGGAAAGGUUCUCAAUGGUCGAACCCUAAAGGCUUCGAUUGCCUCCGACAAUGGCCGCGCCUCGGAGUUUAUAAGGAGAAAGGUGUAUAAGGAUAAGAGUAGGUGUUAUGAGUGCGGGGAAAGUGGGCAUUUGUCGUAUGAGUGUCCGAAGAAUUUGUUGGGAAAGCGGGAAAGGCCGGUGCCGAAAAGGGCACGGAGAGGUGGUGGCGUUGGUGGUGGGGUUGGGGUUGAUCGGGGUGAAGGGGAGUGGGAGGAGGAUGGUGGUGGGGAGGUGUGGGAGGAGGAGAAUUGGGCGUCGGUGGUGGAUAAUGGGGCGGAUGAGAGGUUGUUGAUGAGAGAGGAUGAUGAUUUGGGGGAGAAAAAUAAGGGAAAGAGAGAAAAGAGAAAGGGUUAUUUUAGUGAUGAGAGUGAUGAAGAGGAGUGAUUGUGAAGUGGGGUUGAGUUUUGGACGCUUGGUUUGAUGUGGAUUAUUGAAGG
This is a messenger RNA of Ilex paraguariensis (yerba mate), 833 nucleotides long. The record is from the annotation of a GenBank genome assembly. NCBI's taxonomy places the organism in Eukaryota, Viridiplantae, Streptophyta, Magnoliopsida, Aquifoliales, Aquifoliaceae.